This is a messenger RNA of Larimichthys crocea (large yellow croaker), 879 nucleotides long. RefSeq lists its product as uncharacterized. The transcript has 5 exons. Gene Ontology annotation, molecular function: signaling receptor activity. Gene Ontology annotation, biological process: adaptive immune response. NCBI's taxonomy places the organism in Eukaryota, Metazoa, Chordata, Actinopteri, Sciaenidae. The record is from RefSeq and is a predicted model, not a curated record. Gene Ontology annotation, cellular component: membrane. Bases 28 to 708 code for a protein of 226 amino acids.
CACAGUCAGUGUGUACAGUGCUGCACCAUGAUGCCGCUCUGCUGGUUUCUACUGUUGCACUGUCUGUUUGCCAGCGCAGUGUACCAGGAGUCUGGCGACAGUGUCUCCUUGCUGUGUUCUUCUGCAGGAUGUUCCUCGAGCAUUGACGGGUACACCGGGAUGUAUCUGUAUCAGGAGCUGAAGGAGGUGGAAGAGGUGUUGUACUAUUCAGAACCGACUCGCAAACUCACCCCGCGGACCAGAUUCGUGCACAGGAUUCAGAUCAGCGGAUCUCUGAAGAACCUCACCAUCACCAUCAGGAACCUGACCGUGGACGACGCCGGCUUCUACAAAUGUGCCUACAGGAAGAUGCAGCACGAAGUCCAAUGCAACGUCUACUCACUUUUUGUAAGAGAUCGACACGUAGUCCCCGUCGUAGAGGAUUCUGGUGGACUUCAGGAAGUCGGCGUCCUGCAGCCUCCUCCCUCAGCAGAGCCCUGUGCUUCAUCACCUCUGCUACUCAUCGUCGCCAGCUGCAUCAUCGCCGUACUCAUAAUCGUGAUCUUCAUCCUGCUGAUCAUCCUCAGGAUGAAACAAUGGACCCGCAGCAGAGCGCCAACAGAAACCGGACAAACCUCCGAUUACGUGUACGAGGUGAUGACCAAGAACGGCCUCCGCCCUGUCGCACCUCCACAGCAGUCACAACCCAGCCCGUAUGACUUUGCUUAGCACUGCUGCAUCUUUUCUUCUUCAUCGUUGGUUUUGUUUUAUUUGACUCUUUAAUAAACACGCACAAGACAAAGUGUGAAAUACAACAACAUAUAUAACACACAAGUGUGAAAUACAUCAGGUUCCACAGCUAAACACUUUAUAUUUGUUUGCUUUGAACGCUUUAUCAGA